Drosophila ananassae is the source of this 493-nucleotide messenger RNA. RefSeq lists its product as uncharacterized. The transcript has 2 exons. Lineage: Eukaryota; Metazoa; Arthropoda; Insecta; Diptera; Drosophilidae. Bases 180 to 398 code for a protein of 72 amino acids. The record is from RefSeq and is a predicted model, not a curated record.
CGAUGUCAAAAUUACAUUUUUUUCCACCUCUAGCGAAAAGCGAGCGAAUCGACAAUUUGAAUAGGACCCAACUAAGGGCAUUGCCAUCCACUCAAAGCAUCCGUGCAACGUAGUUCAGCACUGGAACUUAACAAGACAGCUGUUAUCCAUAUGUUAAAUAAUAAUAUUCUACAUUAACAAUGUCCAAGCAGCCCCCAUCGUUUUUCUCCCGUAACUUGGUGGCCAUUGUGAUGGUGCCGUCCUUGAUUGGGAUCCACCUCGGCUGGAGCUACAUGCAGAAUAACCGGAAGCUGGUUUCAGAAGCGGAGCAGAUGGAGUUGCCGCCGGUUAAGUUGGCAAAAUUCGUGUGGAAUAAGGUGACUAGUAUAGGAGGUCCCGAAAACCCACCCAGCAAUUGACAGCCUCGUUUCCCUCUGAUCUUAAGACAUACAAUCUAUUUAUUGUAUAGAUUAAUUAAAACUACAUACAAACGGUAUGAUACAUUACAAAUCAA